AUGAAUCUUUUAGGUGUAACGAUAGUCAUAGUGUGCUGUGCGGCACGAUCCAUCGAAUCAUCGCCUUGCGGCCAGCGCGAGGUGGAGGAUAAGGUGUGCACGGAUACCGAGUACGAGGCCUAUCGGCAGUGCAUCGAGGACACCCGGCGACAGCGUGAGAAGCGAGAAACGGUGGCCCCGUGCGAGGUGAACGCUGUGGAACCGGUGGUGCAGACGGUACGACCGUUCGAGAUGCUGAUUCCGGUGGAGCCACUGAAGGUGGUCCGUCAGCAGGCCUUUAAGCAGCUCGACCGCACCAUUAUCCUGCAAGCGGACACCGCCGACGAAGAUCCGGAGGAGUUCGACAACAGUGUGCACUAUCGGGUUCCGGCGAACGUCACGACCAUCAUACGGCUGGUGGCGGUCGUGAACAGCACCAACCACAUCCACAUGCCCACCACGCUCAACAACACCAAUGUGAACAAUGUCCACCUCUACCGGAACCUUACGGAGGCUGAGCUGACGAAGGACGAAGCUGACUGUUGCACGGCCGUGCGUCCUCGGAGCUGUCACACCACGUCCCAGGGAUUCCGCUGCAAGCAUCGUCGCUUCCGGGUCUGUGGUCCACAGUGCACGGCACCGAUUGUCCAUGUCCAGAAACGGAUGCGCUGUCACCAGUCGACGGGGGCCUGCGAGGAGAAGGUAGCCUACGUUCCUCAGCCGACCACGCCGCCCACCUGUGUGUACAUCGAGCAGUGGCCGUUUGUGGUGUGUGGCAAGGUGGCCAACAUGAGCGUGAUCUGUGCCGGGUGCUACGACCAUUACGGGCACGGUUACGAGGCGUACGGCUCGCGGUUCACGAUGCAGCAGCAGUGUAUCGGAUGUUACGAUGAUGCGUUCGACACUGGGCCCCUGUACCGCCGAGGUCCUGUGCUGCGGCCAUUUCAUUACCAUCAGCCACCGUGCUAUCUGAUCGGAGACUGCCCGGAAGCGUUCGACGACUGUGGAUACGGUUGCUACGGACACGACCUGAUCGAUCCCGUCUGGGGUGAAUCCGGCGGUCCGAGUGCCAUUGACCCAGCGAUGGACGACGACAACAUUGUGUACGUGUCCGACGACCUGGAGCUGUCGAACGGAACGUCCAACGAUUGGGGUGUCCCGGUGUCCAAGUGUGCCGUGGUCACGGACGGAGAUACGAUCACGGUACGAAACUGCACUAAUGACGUUGACAAUCCUUACCUAGCUGCCCCGGCCCAAUAUCCGUACUACAAUCCGGUCCCGCUGGAACCGAAAACGGCCCAUACUCAACCGGCGGCCAGUGAAGUGCAGAAGAUCAGCGUAAAAUCGAUCGCUGGCAGCGAUGAUGGUAAAGACGACGAGUACGACACCGAUACCGGCAGUGGUGUCGAAAACAAUGACGCGUUUUUGGUCGAGGAGUACGAAGAUAUCGAUUUCAAUAUGUAG
Messenger RNA from Anopheles bellator, 1443 nucleotides. RefSeq lists its product as uncharacterized. NCBI's taxonomy places the organism in Eukaryota, Metazoa, Arthropoda, Insecta, Diptera, Culicidae. The transcript has a single exon. Bases 1 to 1443 code for a protein of 480 amino acids. The record is from RefSeq and is a predicted model, not a curated record.